This is a messenger RNA of Artibeus jamaicensis (Jamaican fruit-eating bat), 6823 nucleotides long. RefSeq names its product mitogen-activated protein kinase kinase kinase 1 (gene MAP3K1). The transcript is spliced from 20 exons. The record is from RefSeq and is a predicted model, not a curated record. Gene Ontology annotation, cellular component: cytoplasm. Bases 39 to 4403 code for a protein of 1454 amino acids. Gene Ontology annotation, molecular function: zinc ion binding; ATP binding; protein serine/threonine kinase activity. Gene Ontology annotation, biological process: protein phosphorylation. NCBI's taxonomy places the organism in Eukaryota, Metazoa, Chordata, Mammalia, Chiroptera, Phyllostomidae.
CCCCGCCCUCCGCCCGGCGGACGCGGCCGCGACGGAAAAUGGCGGCGGCGGCGGGGAGUCGCGCGUCGUCGUCAGGACUCGCGGGCGCGGAGGCUAGCGGAGGGUCCCUGCAGGCGGGCGGGGGCCGCGAGCGGGCGGACUGGCGGCGGCGGCAGCUGCGCAAAGUGCGGAGUGUGGAGCUGGACCCGCCGCCCGCGCCGCCGUCCCCGUCCCGGUCCCCGUCCCCUUCGCCCGAGCCCGCGGGCGGCAGCUCCGCGCAGCCCGUGCUGGAGCCGCCGCCCCCCGGAGCCGCGAGCAGCGCCGGCGCCCACGCCCCCGAGCCGGGGGACCGCGGCGACCCAAGCCGUGCGGGGACGGAACCCGCGGAGCCGCCUCCAGCAGCCGCCGGCCCCGAGAUGGAGAGCAGAGAGACGCCGCGGGGCCUGCACAAGAUGGACGACCGCCCCGAGGAGCGGGUGAUCCGCGAGAAGCUCAAGGCCACCUGCAUGCCCGCCUGGCGGCACGAGUGGCUGGAGAGGAGGGGCCGCCGGGGCCCGGUGGUGGUAAAGCCAAUCCCCGUUAAAGGAGACGGACCCGAGAUCAACGCCUUCGCCGCCGAGACGCAAGGAGAGGGCCAGACGAGCCCCGCGUCCCCGGCUCCCAAAGGCCGCCGCAGCCCGUCCCCCGGCAGCUCACCCUCAGGGCGCACGGCAAAGUCGGAAUCCCCAGGAGUGAGGAGGAAGAGGGCUUCCCCGGUGCCGUUUCAGAGUGGGAGGACCACGCCCCCUCGGAGAGCCCCUUCCCCCGACGGCUUCUCCCCGUACAGCCCCGAGGAGACUGGCCGCCGGGUCAACAAGGUGAUGCGGGCCCGGCUCUACCUGCUGCAGCAGAUCGGGCCCAACUCCUUCCUGGUGGGCGGGGACAGCCCGGACAACAAGUACCGGGUGUUCAUCGGGCCACAGAACUGCAGCUGCGGGCGCGGGGCCUUCUGCAUCCACCUGCUCUUCGUGAUGCUCCGGGUGUUCCAGCUGGAGCCCUCGGACCCCCUGCUGUGGCGGAAGACCCUGAAGAAUUUCGAGGUGGAGAGCCUGUUCCAGAGGUACCACAGCAGGCGCAGCUCCCGCAUCAAGGCCCCGUCCCGCAGCACCAUCCAGAAGUUCGUGUCCCGCAUGUCGAACUCGCACCCGGCGUCCUCGCCCAGUGCGUCCACGGCGGGUUCGGAGAAUAGCAUGAAGGACGAGGAGGAGCAGCUGUGCCCGAUCUGCCUGCUGGGCAUGCUGGACGAGGAGAGCCUGACCGUGUGCGAGGACGGCUGCCGGAACAAGCUGCACCACCACUGCAUGUCCAUCUGGGCGGAGGAGUGCAGGAGGAACAGAGAGCCUCUGAUCUGUCCGCUCUGUAGGUCCAAGUGGAGGUCCCACGACUUCUACAGUCACGAGCUGCCCGGCCGCGUGGACUCCCCGUCCUCCCUGCGGGCUGCCCAGCCGCCGAGCGCCCAGGCGCAGCCCCUGGCCGGGCCACAGCGCAGGACUCAGGAGAGCGGCCUCCACCUGACCCACUACGGGGCCCAGCAGGUCCCUCCGGCGCACAAGGACUUAGCCGAGCCCUGGAUCCAGGUGUUUGGGAUGGAACUGGUCGGCUGCCUGUUCUCUAGAAACUGGAGCGUCCGGGAGAUGGCUCUGCGGCGCCUCUCCCACGACGUCAGUGGGGCGCUGCUGCUGGCCCACGGGGAGAGCACCGGGCACUCCGGGGGCGGGGGCAGCCCAAGCGCUGGGGCUGCCCCAGGGCCCCCCGCGCCCAGCGCCUCGGCGGACGUGGUGGGAGCCUGCUGCAGCGUCCUGUCCAUGGUGUGUGCGGACCCCGUGUACAAAGUGUACGUUGCGGCUUUAAAAACGCUGCGGGCCAUGCUUGUGUACACGCCGUGCCACAGCCCGGCAGAGAGGCUCCGACUGCAGCGGCUCCUGCGGCCCGUGGUGGACACCGUCCUGGUCAAGUGCGCGGAUUCCAACAGCCGCACCAGCCAGCUGUCCGUCUCGACGCUGCUGGAGCUCUGCAAGGGCCAAGCGGGGGAGCUGGCGGUUGGCAGAGAGAUACUCAAAGCUGGGUCCAUUGGUGUCGGGGGCGUUGAUUUUGUCGUGAGCUGUAUUCUCGGGAACCACACUGACUCCAACAACUGGCAGGAGCUCCUGGGCCGCCUCUGCCUGAUCGACAGGCUGCUGCUGGAGUUCCCCGCUGAGUUUUACCCCCAUGUCGUCAGUCCCGAGGCUGCCCAGGCUGAGCCUGUUGAAGUCAGGUACCAGAAGCUGCUCUCGCUCCUGAGCUUCGCCCUGCAGUCCAUCGACAACCCCCACUCCAUGGUGGGCAAGCUCUCCCGGAGGGUCUACCUGAGCUCCGCGCGAAUGGUCGCCGCCGUGCCCCGUGUGUUCUCCAAGCUGCUGGAGAUGCUGAGUGUGUCCAGCUCUACCCACUUCGCCAGGAUGCGCCGCCGGCUGAUGGCCAUCGCGGAGGAGGUGGACAUUGCCGAGGCCCUGCAGCUGGACGGCGAGGACGCUUUGGACAGUCGACAGGGCAGCUUCCCGCGGGGGUCGGGGCGUGACAGCCCCCCGGGAGCCGCAGAGCACAGCUCCACCGAGCGCACGGACCCCACAGAGAGAACUGGGAGGGGCCUGCGGGUUGCCAGGCUGAGCGCCAGCUCUGAGGACGUCUCCGACAGGCUGGCCGGCCUUUCCAUGGGGCUUCUGGGCUCGGCCACGACAGAGCAGCCGAAGCCCGUGGUGCAGACCAAGGGCAGGCCCCACAGCCAGUGUCUCAGCUCACCCCCCCUCUCCCUGCACUCCGCCUUCUCGCCCCCAGCCCCGUCGGCCCCGGCCUCCUCUGCCCCGGCCGUGCCUGACAGCUCCAGGCCCAGACCUCAGGGGUUCGCUCCCUGCAGAGCUCCUUCUGCACCCCCCCAAGCGCAGCGCAAGUUUUCCCUGCAGUUCCAGAGAAACUGCUCCGAGAACAAAGACUCGGACAAGCUCUCCCCGGUCUUCACUCAGUGCGGGCCCCCGCCCUCCAGCACCGUCCACAGGCCAAAGCCGGCUCGGCCGCCCCCAGGUGGCUCUGGCAAACAGGGUGACGCCGCCCAGCACAGCCUGACCCUUGACCUGGACGGCCCGUGCAGGGGUGACGACAGCUUCGGCAGUGACAGUCACGCUGUCAUCCCCAGCGACAAGACAGUGUUCACCCCCGUGGAGGACAAGGGCAGGUUAGAUGUCAGCGCAGAGCUCAACUCCAGCAUCGAGGACCUCCUCGAGGCGUCCAUGCCCUCGAGUGACACCACGGUCACUUUCAAGUCAGAAGUGGCCGUCCUCUCCCCCGAAAAGGACGAAAGCGAUGACACCUACAAAGACGACGUGACCCACAACCAGCAGUGCAAGGAGAAGCUGGAGGCCGAGGAGGAGGAGGCGCUGGCCAUGGCCAUGGCCAUGUCGGCGUCUCAGGACGCGCUCCCCACCGUGCCGCAGCUGCAGGUGGGGAGCGGGGAGGACGUCAUCAUCAUCCAGCCGGACACGCCAGAGACCCUGCCGGGGCACACCACGGCGAAGCUCCCCUACCGAGAAGACGUGGAGUGGUUGAAAGGCCAGCAGAUAGGCCUGGGGGCCUUCUCUUCUUGUUACCAGGCCCAGGACGUGGGCACUGGCACCCUGAUGGCUGUGAAACAGGUGACGUACGUCAGAAACACGUCGUCGGAGCAGGAGGAGGUGGUGGAAGCUCUGAGGGAGGAGAUAAGGAUGAUGAGCCACCUGAGCCACCCCAACGUGGUCAGGAUGCUGGGGGCAACGUGCGAGAAGAGCAACUACAACCUCUUCAUCGAGUGGAUGGCAGGGGGGUCUGUGGCUCAUUUGCUCAGUAAAUAUGGAGCCUUCAAGGAGUCGGUAGUUAUUAACUACACUGAACAGUUACUCCGUGGCCUUUCGUAUCUCCACGAAAACCAGAUCAUUCACAGAGAUGUCAAAGGUGCCAACCUGCUGAUCGACAGCACCGGGCAGAGACUGAGGAUCGCCGACUUCGGGGCUGCGGCCAGGCUGGCCUCCAAGGGGACCGGCGCGGGGGAGUUCCAGGGGCAGCUGUUGGGGACGAUCGCCUUCAUGGCACCCGAGGUACUGCGAGGCCAGCAGUACGGGCGGAGCUGCGACGUGUGGAGCGUCGGCUGCGCCAUCAUAGAGAUGGCCUGCGCCAAACCCCCGUGGAACGCGGAGAAGCAUUCCAACCACCUUGCGCUCAUAUUCAAGAUCGCGAGUGCGACCACGGCGCCGGCCAUCCCGCCCCACCUGUCGCCCGGGUUACGGGACGUGGCUCUUCGCUGUCUAGAACUUCAGCCUCAGGACAGACCUCCGUCAAGAGAGCUACUGAAGCACCCCGUCUUCCGCACGACCUGGUAGCCGGCCGACCAGCUGCGAUGGAGACAGGGUGCUCAACGAGAGAACUUCCCUGGGCAGCCACGUUGGUAAAUCUGCUGGCCUCCCAGCCGCUGAGCAGCUGCGAGCAGAGCAGCCCAGCGGCGAGCCCGCACCUAAGCAUGUGAUCGACAAAUCAUGGCCUGCGCCGGCGCUCGGCCCACAGCGCCCACCCACGCCCACCCGCUGCGCGGACCUCGAACCGUGCCUUUCAGGGAGAACCGGCCCUGGGCGCACAGGAGAGCGCUGACGGGUGCGCACCUGAUUGACGCUGUCAUCCCUUCACGUGUCUGAGCACUUUUUCCACAGUGCUGGCCGACGAGGGGCUCAGGGUCUGUCCUCCCGUUUCCAUUUCCCGCCCAUGUCACGUGGUGGUCGCAGUGGGGCUCUGCCAUCCUUCGGUUCCUGUCCCUGUCCCUGGCGAAACCAAUCGGUGUCUGCCUCUUUUAGGUCAGAAUAUGCUGUGAGUAGCCGUGAAAAAAUACAUUUUUUAAAGCUGUAACUUCUUUAUGAGCCACAGUUGACCUUUAUUUUUUUAAAAGCCUGAGCAGUUGUGGUUCAUUGUGCAUUUUACUGUUGGCCCAGUUAUUUCAUUGUUUGAAAUUAUGGUUCUGUAUUUUCAUUUCACCUUCAUUUUUGUUUAAUAUUCAGGGAAAGGUGAUCUUUUCAAACCAGAAAAAAAAAUAGAACUAGGUGUGAACUAGCGUUUAUUGAAUAUCUUGCUAUGGCAAGAGUUUUUUAAUACAGAAUUUUACUUGUUUUUAAAAUUGGGAUUUCUACUACCUUUAUUGAGUCUGUCACUGCCCUUCUCAUGCAGGUUUAAUGUAAGUGAAAAGCAACUGUUCUCUCAGUGCAGCUCACAGCCAAGAUCAAGGUCACCUUGAAAUCGGUCAGCGUCUGUAAUGUCCUGGCCUGGCUUGUAGGCAGUGUCACAGCGGUUAGUCUCAUGCGUCACAGCCCCUCACCACUGAGGGGUGCGGGGCUGCUGUUCUCCGUCUGGCCAGGAGGCCGCUGAUGGCUCACGGCAGAAAAACAAACCGAAUUGCUCAGCCACCAGUGGGUAAUGAGGUUUUCAACAAAAAGUUGGCUUUGAACUUGGAAAAUGGUCAUAAAGAAAAGUGAAAUUGAGUCUCAUUUACAUGCCUAUUCCCUGGACCUCAUACAGACACCUCGGUCCCCGUGCAGCUGAGUUCAGACGCAUGGAAUCCUGGAGGGAAAUGGCGGCUCUUUUGUCCUUUCUUGUUUUUUGUUUGUUUGUUCUGUGACUCUUUUAAUCAAGUACUGAUUAAGUAUUUAAUACAAUUUUUUGAGAUGUUAAGUUUUAACUCUUCAGAAGCCAGUUGCAUUGUUGCAGGAUGAAACAAUUGGUUGUUCUCAAAGACUCAGGAUAAACUAAAUAAGCUAUAUAGAGUGCAUUUUACAUGCACCACACAAAUUGGAAGUAAAACAAGUUACCAGAUGAGUUUACAGGGAUGCAUCACAUAUGAUUUUUAAAAGGCAGUUUUUAAAUGUGAAUGUGUUUCUUAGUGAAAUUUUACAUUCCUUGGUUUUUGGAAGAUUGGCAAUAUUUGAAGAGUUAAAAGUUGCGCUGAAAUGUGAAGUUUGGUAGCUCUAAAUGUGUUGUACGUGACUUUUUAUUUUUCUCUCCUCUUUUGGACACUUAGAAUUUUCACGGCUCUAAUGCAGUCGUUUCCAUGUCUCUCCUGUGCAGGCUUCACAGAUCCACUCUUGCCAUUGUACGUCCCGCAAGGUCUCCGGUCAGGUGGGCCCCGGGUGGGGUGGAGGCGCAAACCGCGCAGGCGGAGGAAGCUCACUGGUCAGUGUUAGCGGUAGGCUCCGCGCCCGCCGCCAUGCAGACCGGGCGCUGGGGGUCGGGGUCGGCAUCCGGGGCUGCAGGUGGUCGGCAGUCCCUCGGCUGGCUGCUAACGGUGGUGUUUGUUUGUUCGUUCGUUUUAUUUUCAAUGCAAAUGUGAUGUAAUAUUCUUAUUUUCUUUGGAUCAAAGCUGGACUGAAAAUUAUAUUGUGUAAUUAUUUUUGCGUUCUUAAUGUUAUUUGGUACUCGAGUUGUGAAUCAUGUGUACUGCUGUGUACUCCAGUCUCUGCUACCUCAGGUGUCUAGAGUUCUCUUCUACCAAAGUUCACUUUCCCAGCGAACUCCGUUUGCCUGUGUCUGAUCCCUAAGACUUCCAGGGCUUAAGGGCUGACUCCUCUUAGCACCUUACUGUGUAAGCAAAUGUUACAAAAAAAAUCUCUGGGUUAAGAAAAUUUGGCUUAAAUGUAUCCUUUGUUAUUUUAAAUAUAUCAAGAUAUUUUAAUUAAAAUUUUUACCCCAUUGAACGAAUUUUAUAGUAUUUGUACCUAUUUUGGUGUUUUGUCUUUAUAGUAAAUAAAAGUUUUUGAACAAA